AUGAUUACGGCUGCUUCUCAACGCUUGAUGACUCGCCGCUUGACGACGGCGCAUCGUCGUGUCUUUUUGACCAAGGCCAGUAGCCCCAAACAACAAAAGUCCAAGCACGCUCACGGAGCCGUUCGGUGCUAUCAGUCCACUCUGAAGGAAGCCUACUUCAUGGCCAACACGGCCGCACUCCCCAUUGAAGUCCAGGUCCAGUCCGCACGUCAAUCAUGGUGGCAACAGUUCAAGUCCUGGUACAGCGACAAGUUGGUCACUCAUCCCCUCAUGACGAAAGGAUUGACGGGAGCUAUCAUUGCCGCGACCGGAGACGUGCUGUGUCAAGCGGGAACCUUUACGCCCACCGAUGGAAAGAAGACGUCGUUUUGGUUACACGGAUGGGACGUGCGCCGCAGUUUUCAUUUCUUUGUGCUGGGAUUGACGUUUGUGGCACCCACGUCGCAUUACUGGUACGGCGGCAUGGCGGUGCAUCCUUGGACGCGCGGACAAUCCUUUUAUCAAAUCUCCAAGCGAGUGGCGUUGGAUCAGUUCGUUUGGACACCCGUCUUUUUUGUCAUUUGGUUGUCCGGGUUCUGGACCAUGGAAGCCAAUGGGCAUGUGACGGGAAAUCAAAUCCAAAAUCAAUUGACUACACAUUUGCCCGAUGUCAUGAUGGCCAACUGGCUGCUCUGGAUUCCCGCCCAAUACCUCAACUUUUAUGCUUGUCCCGUCAAGUUCCAAGUCCUAUUCACCAACGUGGUCGAAUUGGCAUGGAAUGCUUACUUGAGCUUUGCCACGAGCGGUGAAGGUGGACAUGGAGGAGGGAAAAAGAAGGAACAACCCGCUCCAGAAGUCCAAUAA
Seminavis robusta is the source of this 843-nucleotide messenger RNA. NCBI's taxonomy places the organism in Eukaryota, Bacillariophyta, Bacillariophyceae, Naviculales, Naviculaceae. The record is from the annotation of a GenBank genome assembly.